Molecule: messenger RNA, 1891 nt
Organism: Prunus persica (peach)
Lineage: Eukaryota; Viridiplantae; Streptophyta; Magnoliopsida; Rosales; Rosaceae
Product: putative fasciclin-like arabinogalactan protein 20
Exons: 1
Coding region: 534-1601 (355 amino acids)
Source: RefSeq, a predicted model, not a curated record
GAGAGGAGGGGGUUUCACACAUACACACAAAACUAAGAUGACAUAGAAAUUCGAACUUGAGACCCCUAAUCUGCAAGUCAAUGCCAUUUUUUACUGGGCUAACUAGUUGAAUUGACUAAGCUUCUUUGUCACAUAUUCAUUUGUGUUCAAGGCUUAUGAGCCCAGCUCAUCUUUGUUUGGAUAGGCCGGAAAGGCUAUUUAAGGUCGAUCUGAAUUAAAAUCAUCAUGGGCCUUUGCCCUUUUUUUAUUAUGAGCCCAGCUCAUCUUUUUGUUCUUCUUCUUAUUACUUGGUGCCAUCAUGGGCCUUGGCGAUCUGAAUUAAACUAACUAACUCCUUAACUCCCUUAACUAACUUUUCAAUUCCCUCCUACCAGAGCAAAUCCCACACGUCCACGUGUCAAAUCUUAACCCGCCAAAAACAACCUUCCCCUUACAAGUUCAGAUACUCUCUGAAUCUGCAACUACACCCAGACUCAUUUGCAAAACCAAACCCCCCUCUCCGAACUCCAAGAAACGAAGAACAACCUCCAACAAUGGCGGCAGCCAAACUCCUUCUCUCUCUCAUUGUCCUCUCAGUUCUCUCUCUCUCCUCCGCCCUCCCCACGCAAACCCUCGUCCACGCCGCCGAAAUCCUCUCAGAUUUCGGCUACACCUCCAUGGCUCUGACCCUCGACCUCGCCUCUCAAACCCUCCUCCUCUCCCAGUCUCCUUCUCUCACCAUCUUCGCCCCCACAGACGCCGCCUUCUCUCACUCCGGUCAGCCACCGCUGAACCUCCUGCAAUUCCACAUCAUCCCCCUUUAUUUCUCUCUCCGAUCCCUCAAGUCCCUGCCUUUCGGCGCCAAGAUCUCAACUUUACUCUCUGACCACUCUCUCUCCGUCACCACUUUGGCCAACGACCCCAGAGUCUCACUCAACAACGUCCCCAUCACUGUUUCCCCAAUUUUCGAUGAUGGGUCGUUGAUAAUUUUCGGAAUUGACAGGUUCUUGGACCCGCAUUUCCGGAUUUUGGGUCCUCUUCGGAGCUACACCCCCAAGAAUCUUGGAUGCUUGGCCCCGAAGAACCCGAACGAGGCGAUGGGGGUAAGGGAUCCGUUUAGUGAAGCUUCUAAUGCGCUGAGGUCGAAAGGGUGCUCUGUUAUGGCUUCGUUUCUCGAAAUGCAAUUUCAUGGGUUUUUCUUCAAGUACCAGACCAUGAUGACUGUAUUUGCUCCAUUUGACCAAGUCUUGAUGAACCGAGUUGGGAACUUGAGUGAGCAAUCCUCCAUCUUUCAUCGCCAUGUGGUGCCCUGCAGGCUUUUGUGGAGCGAUUUGGUGAGUUUCAAUGAUGGGACGGUGUUGAGGACAAAUCUGAUGGGGUUUACAAUCAAUAUCACUCGAUCCCAAGACGUGUUGAUGCUCAAUGGUGUAUCAGUCAUUUUUCCGGAAGUGUAUCACAAUGGCUGGCUUGCGGUUCACGGAAUCAGUGAGGUUCUUGAGGUGCCACAUAGAACAGAGCAAACAGAGCAAGUGACUGUGGCUCCGUCUGAAUUUGGUAACAGCUACCCUGAGGAAGGGAGUACCCUUAGUCACAACCACUUUUUUGUUGUAAGGCCUACAUAACAUAGCAAUCUUGGUAGCCUUUUGCUCUCUGGUUAUAUCAAUAUCAGUAGCAUGCAAGAAUUGUCAAUUUUGUUACGCAUCUCUCUGAAGAACAAGUUCUGCAUCUAUGAGGAGUUAUUGUAGAAAACUUGUUGCCAUGAUCCUUAAAUUUGGUACAUUAAACUAGUCAGAAUUACAGGAGAUAUAAGAGGGCUGUAUUCAGAUUGCUUGGAAUUCAUGUAUAUUUGUGAAUUCAAUGAACUUCAUUUUAGUUCAUGUUUUAGACUCUUUGAUUUUUGCACUUUUCUUUU